GCUCAGGGACACCGGCUCCCGGCCGCAGCAACUCCACCAAGUUCUCUCCCUCGCUCUCCAGCCUGAGCCCUCCCGCUCCGUGCAGGCGGGCCGCUGCCUGCCCAGCCCUCCGCGGCCCCUCGGCCCGGUCCCGCUCGGUCAGCUGGGUCAGCUCGGAGCCCGCGGCGAGGACCCGGCGGCCCUGCAGCCUGCACCCGGCCUGCAGUCCCCCCGUGGGGCCCACGCACCCCGGCUCGCGGCCGGCGGAACCCGGGGACUCGAGCGCGGCCGAGAAAUCCCCAAGUUGGACACCGAGAAGACCCUUCCUGCCUAUUCUAAGUCAUGACUUGAAAGCUGUCAGGACUCUCCAUGGCCUAGAAGGUAUAGACUGAAAGAGUCUUCAUGUGUUCUGAGAAGUUCAGGAAGACACAGCUCUGCCUGCAGUUGAGCACAAAGACCUGGAGGAGACUCCCAUAGCCGGGGAGAAGAAAGCAGGAGCCGAGAAGCCCAUUAAAAGGAACUUGUGGCUUGUGGCCUUUUUUGCAGGGGCCGCCAGGGAGAAAAGUGCACCGAAGCCACCGUGGUGGUUAAUGAGCCGGGAGAUGAGGCGCAUCCGCGGCUGACCCUGCCUCCAGCAUCCUGUGCUGCCCUUUGUGCUUCGUGUACAUGUGUCUUUCCAGGCCGGCCGGAGGCGCCCACAAGAGCAUCCACCACGGCUGCCGGAGAAAGACCGCCCACCAUGCCCACCGAGACGCUACAGACAGGUAGCAUGGUGAAGCCGGUCAGCCCCGCGGGCACCUUCACGUCGGCGGUGCCCCUGCGCAUCCUCAACAAGGGGCCCGACUACUUCCGCAGGCAGGCGGAGCCCAACCCCAAGAGACUGAGCGCGGUGGAGCGGCUGGAGGCCGACAAGGCCAAGUACGUCAAGAGCCAGGAGGUGAUCAACGCCAAGCAGGAGCCCGUGAAGCCAGCCGUGCUGGCCAAGCCCCCGGUGUGCCCCGGCGCCAAGCGCGCGCUGGGCAGCCCCACGCUCAAGGUGUUCGGCAACCACGCCAAGACGGAGGGCGGCGUGCAGCGCGAGACGCUCAAGCUGGAGAUCCUCAAGAACAUCAUCAACAGCUCCGAGGGCUCCAGCUCGGGCUCGGGCCACAAGCACGGGGCUCGAAACUGGCCCCCGCACAGGCCGGAGGCCGACCUGCACCGGCACUCCUUCGCGGAGUCCCUGAAGGUCUACCCCACGCCGGGCCGCGGCAGCCCGCAGGAGUGCAGCUCCCACGUGAGCCGGAGGCUGCUGGAGCAGUCGGCUGAGUCCUUCCUGCACGUCUCCCAUAGCUCCUCCGACAUCCGCAAGGUGACAAGCGCCAAGCCCCUCAAAGCCAUCCCCUGUAGCAGCUCCGCCCCUCCCCUGCCUCCCAAGCCCAAGGUGGCCGCGGUGAAGUCGCCUGAGGCCGACCCGGUGGAACCGGCCUGCGGCGUCAGCAGAAGACCCUCCCUCCAGCGGUCCAAGUCAGACUUGAGUGACAGGUAUUUCCGAGUGGACGCGGACGUGGAAAGGUUCUUCAACUACUGCGGACUGGACCCAGAAGAGCUGGAAAACCUCGGCAUGGAGAAUUUCGCAAGGGCUAAUUCUGACAUCAUAUCACUCAACUUCCGCAGUGCAAGCAUGAUCAGCUCAGACUGUGAACAGUCUCAGGACAGUAACAGUGACCUUAGAAAUGAUGACAGUGCCAAUGACCGGGUCCCAUACGGCAUUUCUGCCAUCGAAAGAAAUGCUAGGAUCAUCAAGUGGUUAUAUAGCAUCAAACAAGCUAGAGAGUCACAGAAGGUGUCCCACGUGUAAGAGCCACAGCAGUGGAAAGGAGGGAGGGGCGGGUCUGUGCAUACGGUUGUGAAGGUUGUAAGGUCUCCUCGAAGUGUUGUGAGCUUCUCCACCCUUUGUGUUGCUUGUUGUGCAAUGUUUUCGAGUUGCAUGCCUGUCAACAUGGCGACUGGCCUGGCUUCCCUCGUCACAUCGCUGCAGAGCCUGGCUGAACACUCUCCUGCCAAGUUUCCCGCCAGAAUCUAAUUAGGGCUUUGCUCUUAAGCAAAACUGUUUACAGGAAAAACGGUAUAUGAUUUCUUCAAUAUUUAUGUGGUUCUUGUGUUUUUAUACCCUCCCUAUUGUGUCUUAAUUAAAAAUUUUAUCAACUGGCUUUCAAGUUGAGAGCAGAAUCUUUUUGAAAUAAAAAGCCACUUUUGCCUACAUGAGAAACCAUAACACUGGGAAAAUAUAUGGGACUUGCUACCAAACAGAGUGACUGAUGGAACACAGAACUGGGCUGGGGUUUCUGUGGAAUCAAGUGGUAAGCCUGAAGCCGGUGGUUCACAUGUUGACAGUCUCUUGCCACUUAGUGGAGCAUUGUGGAGCAACGGUGCUGUCUUGUGUCCAAUUCCGUGUAUGUGUUGGUGGUUCUUUGUAAUA
Molecule: messenger RNA, 2440 nt
Organism: Nannospalax galili (Upper Galilee mountains blind mole rat)
Lineage: Eukaryota; Metazoa; Chordata; Mammalia; Rodentia; Spalacidae
Gene: Fam110b
Product: family with sequence similarity 110 member B
Exons: 4
Coding region: 719-1819 (366 amino acids)
Source: RefSeq, a predicted model, not a curated record